Molecule: messenger RNA, 1364 nt
Organism: Apodemus sylvaticus (European woodmouse)
Lineage: Eukaryota; Metazoa; Chordata; Mammalia; Rodentia; Muridae
Gene: C18H8orf48
Product: chromosome 18 C8orf48 homolog
Exons: 1
Coding region: 121-1002 (293 amino acids)
Source: RefSeq, a predicted model, not a curated record
CGGAAGCAGAAGCUCGCGGCACCCCAGUACACCAAAGAUCGUGCCCUAUCGGCCCCUCUUUACUGGUUCCAGACCCGUUUUUAUCCAGAGCAGAGCAGAUGAGGGACUGUGUCCGAGACAAUGGAGUGGUCACCUGCUCAGAAGCCGGGGGACUCCAAAGAGGAGCACGGAGUCCCGGCCCAGACGGACGCGUGCGCAACUCAAGUUUCAGAAGAAGUCCUCAGGUCCUGUACUGACGAGGUACUGAGUUCUGGUUCCAUCAGUUUCCCUGGAGAACCGCACUCCUGCCCACACACCUUCGAGAGCCCACUCGAGACCGAAGCGCCGACUACAAGUUCGGAAGAACAAGACGAGCAGUCAGAACUUUCAGUCUUAGAGGAGGAUGAAAAUAAGCUGAGUGAAAAGUGGAUCAACCGCCUCAAGAACAAAGAAAUUAAUUCUGAAAGAUAUCAGUCCGACCAUAGACUCCCACCAGAAAUCCCUAAGGAAUCCGCAGAAGAACUGAGUGCCCUGCAGUCUUUUUGUACUAAAAAAGUAAACUUAAUCCACCAGAGAGAGGAUUCAAGAGCUAAGAAAAGCAACAGACCCAAAAGGCUGCAGCUCAGAUGGAUUACAGAGACCUCAGAGGUAGAUGCUUUCAAUUGUACGAUCCCUGAUGAAUUGCUGAACAGAAUCUAUUUGGAAAACACGAGAGCGACUCUGGCGUACAUAGAGGCAAUAACGCAGCACAUUUCUUCGCAGUGUCCCAGCUGUAAUAGCAAAAGAGCAGAGCUGGCUCAGUCUGACUUCCUGAGACGAAGGAAGACUUUACUGCAGUCACUGCUACUCCGAGAGAAAAUAGAUGAACACCUUCAUACCACAGACUUUCUCACCCGUGUUAGGGAAGCACAUCAGGACUUCCCCAGGCUUUCAGAUGAUCCUAGGAUCAUCUGGAAGCGACUGACUGAGAAAAUGCAGAAGGGAUGUUCUGGCUUUGGGCGGGCAUAUUCAGAGCAGGUGUAAGAAGACCUUACAAGUCCUUUAUCGCUUCUCAACUCACAAAUCCAACCAGAUGGGAAGUGCUGCCUACUAAUGAUGAUAUGUAAUGUGUCCAAUGAUGACUGUUAAUGAUUAGUGAUAACAUGUGAUGGGCACACAUGUACCUGGUGUGUAUUUGAGUAAUUACCAUUUCUUAUAGAGGAAAUGUAGAAACUAAUGUAAGAUUUUCUUCUGCUUUUUUCAGAGAGGUCUAAAUCAUUCCAUCCACUAGAGUUUUCACAGUAUGGAAGACAAUUGGAGCAAUUGCAAAACCUUUGUAAUCUAGGGAAUAUAUAUAUAUAUAUAUAUAUAUAUAUAUAUAUAUAUAUAUAUAUUGAAGUGGUUGA